UAUUGAAUCACAAUUGGAGUAAAAGUUUGCUUAGUCUUUUGUCUCUCUGGGGCAAAUGACAAACUCUCCUGAUUUUCUUCCCUCAGGAAAAUGAACUCCAACAUCUCCCAAGCCUUCCGAAAGGAACUCACCUGCUGCAUCUGCUUGAACUACCUUACAGACCCUGUCACCAUAGGCUGUGGACACAGCUUCUGUAGGCCCUGUCUAUACAUUUCCUGGGAAGAAGCCAAAACUACCCGUUGUCCUCUAUGUGGGGAAACAUCAAAGAAGACAGACAUCAAAUCCAAUAUUCUUGUGAAGAAUCUGGUGUCCCUUGCUAGACAAGCCAGUCUCUGCCAGUUCCUGAGCUCUGAGGAUCAGAUGUGUGGGACACACAAGGAGACAAAGAAGAUGUUCUGUGAAGAGAGCAAGAACCUACUCUGUUUGCUCUGUUCUUCCUCUCAGGAGCACGAGGCUCACAGACACUGUUCCAUUGAAUACGCUGUUGAGAAGUACCGGGAGAAGCUCUUAAAACAAAUGAGGUCUUUAUGGGAAAAGAUCCAAGAAAAUCAGAGAAAUCUAAACGAGGAGUGCAGAAUAAUCAACCUGUGGAUGGUAAGCCUGAGACCACGUUUUCCUCAUAACCAGCUUGGUACAGACCUGCUGGGACCUUACCUACUAAAUUUGGAAGACACAUUGACAAGGAGUGAGUCCGUGCAACUGCACAUGCCCCAGCCUGUGAACCCAGCGCUCAGUGCCAGGCCCAUCACUGGACUGAAAGACAGGUUCAACCAAUUCCAAGUGAACAUUUCCUUGAAUUAUGAAACAAGCAGUCACGAUAUCAUGCUGUCUGAUGACGUGAGAAGUUUGAUAUUUAGACAUGACCUUCGAGAGGUGCCUUUUCCAUCUGGAAGAUCCAACUACUUUGCUACAUGGGGAGCCCAGGCCUUCACCUCUGGAAAACACUACUGGGAGAUGCAUGUGGACAGCUCUUGGGACUGGGCUAUAGGGGUCUGUAAGGAUACUUGGCUAAGGAAGAACUGCUCAGUGAUUGAAUCUGGGGACACAUUUCUUCUUUUAUGUGUGAAGGGGGAUAAUGGUUACCAUCUUUUCACCACCUCCCCAGUGCUUUCUCAGUACAUAGAGAAACCUCUGGGGAAGGUUGGUGUGUUUGUUGAUUUUAACAGUGGAAGUGUGAGUUUUGUUAAUGUUGCCAAAAAUUCCCUCAUAUGGGAAUAUCCUGCUUACUCCUUCAAUUACUCGCUCCGGCCUUUUUUUUGCACUGGCCACACAUGAUCGUGGAGAAGUGAGGAACUUGGGAACUCCAUAUCUGAAGGAGCCCGUCUCAGUUGAAGCUGAUCAAUCAUACUUUACUCUCCCUUAGGUUGUUCCAUUUUAAUGUAACUUUGUUUAAUCAUUGGUAAAUAUAAAGCUGGUGUGGCAAUGCAAAAUUUGUUGGCUUAAUUUUCUUUCAAUUAAAAUCAAGUCCCGUGGUCCUUUUCCUGAAACACAUACUGUUUUUAUUCACCUACUUUGUGAGUUGGCUAGAGUUACAAGAGUAUAUGACUGGGAUUCUAUCUUAACAGUUUAAUGCAGGAUCACAGAG
Messenger RNA from Loxodonta africana (African savanna elephant), 1585 nucleotides. RefSeq names its product E3 ubiquitin-protein ligase TRIM48-like. Gene Ontology annotation, cellular component: cytoplasm. Gene Ontology annotation, molecular function: ubiquitin protein ligase activity; protein binding; zinc ion binding. The record is from RefSeq and is a predicted model, not a curated record. The coding region runs from base 91 to 1275 and encodes 394 amino acids. Gene Ontology annotation, biological process: innate immune response; protein ubiquitination; regulation of gene expression. The transcript has 5 exons. Lineage: Eukaryota; Metazoa; Chordata; Mammalia; Proboscidea; Elephantidae.